AUGUCCAACAGAACAUACCCAGAGCGCUUCCCUGCUAUCCCAGAGGGGGAGGGGAUGGCAUCAGAAAAUUCCACACUUGAUCUCUCCCAUUUUCCUGUUCAAAUAGUUUGCCCAAAUUGCAAGUCUGCUUACCUGUAUUCCCAAGGCCAGGUAUUUUACAAUGUUGGUUCACAAUGCCAGCACGGCGACGAGGUCCCGGUUCACUUUCAGGGCGUCAAUACUAACACCUUGGAGGACGAGCGUAAAACUAACGCUGUCGCUAUCCCGGCUGCUGAGCUGUAUAUGAUGUUUGUUCUCAACAACGAAGGAGUGACCUUGGGGUGUAACAAUACAGUCCGGAAUCACAAAGUUGGCCUGGGCCUACUGGUCACAGCAAGUUACAAGAUAUGUCUGAGCCGGUCCUCUCGUCUUUACCCCGUGUCCUCGAGUAAUUUAUGGCUAUCGCACCACGAGUCGUUCUCCUGUCCACUGUCGCCGCUAGCUUUCGAGCAGGUCUACACCGGCGCCAACUACGAAAAGAAAGGCUUCCUAGAAGGCCUGAUGAGCUGGCUGCAAAGGUGGUGUCCAAUACUAAAGCCCAACUACAAGGCCACCGAUGGGUACUCAGGAGCAGGAAAGAAGCCGUUAUUGAAUUCUCAUCGCCUGAUGUCCAAGUGCAAAACCAUUUCGUGUCGGACACCUCCGAAAUACCACAAUCAGCCCAUUCCUGUCGCAGUUGGGAUGAACAAGGCUCUCUGGAAGAGCUUAAAAAGGAUGGUAUUAGGCAUCUCUACGGCGUAUACAUUAAGGUAUCCCGAGAGGCAGAAUGCGAUCUUAACGUUAAAGUUGAAGCCGCUUAAUUUCAUCGUCAAGGAGUACGCUGAUGAAUACGAGCGAUUAAGCCUCUGCUUUGGUCGCUACACGGGGGAAAGCGGUCGGCAGGGAAUGACGAGACAAGUAGCACAACUUGACCAGCUGGGAUUAAUCACUGACGCGAAUGGCGUCAGAUGGAAAAUGGGGAAAUUGAUCCUCCGCGAAGCAGAUGGUACAUCUCUGGGUGUCACUGAUCCAACGUACGAACAAUGCCAUUUCGACGAGAUGAUGCGUGCUGUCGCUUCGCGGCAGGAUCUUCAUCUUGCCCAAUUCUUCAAAAUCUUAGAUCUGAUGGGUUUCCCAUAG
Pisolithus orientalis is the source of this 1158-nucleotide messenger RNA. RefSeq lists its product as uncharacterized. The record is from RefSeq and is a predicted model, not a curated record. The transcript has 9 exons. NCBI's taxonomy places the organism in Eukaryota, Fungi, Basidiomycota, Agaricomycetes, Boletales, Pisolithaceae. Bases 1 to 1158 code for a protein of 385 amino acids.